This is a messenger RNA of Gadus morhua (Atlantic cod), 6810 nucleotides long. RefSeq names its product solute carrier family 4 member 8 (gene slc4a8). Lineage: Eukaryota; Metazoa; Chordata; Actinopteri; Gadiformes; Gadidae. Bases 639 to 3932 code for a protein of 1097 amino acids. The record is from RefSeq and is a predicted model, not a curated record. The transcript has 25 exons. Gene Ontology annotation, molecular function: monoatomic anion transmembrane transporter activity; sodium:bicarbonate symporter activity; solute:inorganic anion antiporter activity. Gene Ontology annotation, biological process: transmembrane transport; bicarbonate transport; regulation of intracellular pH. Gene Ontology annotation, cellular component: plasma membrane.
UCCACUCCCUAUCAAAUUUGACCUGUUUCUCAUAUGUUCCACCGGGUGGCGGUAGAAGCGUGGUCCCUUCUGGUUUUCGGUGUUCCACACCUUGUUUAUCUUUUGUAUGACUUGGAAUAGGGAGCAGGCAACAUCGUUGUGCCGAUCUCAUCUCCCCAAAGACUCGCGGGAUGUGAACGAGGAGCUCGUAGAGGCUCCACCUUGAAGUGCUACAGCCCGUGUGAAAUCAGUUUUUAACCAGAGGAUAAUACAAACACCGACAAGUAGAAUGCAUGUCAAAGCUCCUAUUGAAACCUCAAACUCCCACCAUCAGUCCCAGCAGGCAGCGUUGCAGCCUCGUCCUGCGCGCUGAUUGGCUGAGGCUGAAUGAUGCUGGCUGCGCGCUGUUGUCCGCGAGGAGCGAGGAGGAGAGCUCAGAGCACAUCCCAGUGCCACGGUAACACAGCGGGGGGCAUCUCUAGUAUCUCUGUCUCUACGGGAAAAUGUCCACGUUCACCGUCUCCAGGGAUAUCAACAUGAAAGUCACCCACCGGGUGUGGAUCGCAGCCUAACCCAUCCAGUGACCACGCGGCUCCCUGAAGGUCUAGCGGACACACAGCGCUCACCUCUGGACUCCGAGACCCGGACCGACGGGUACCAUGCCCACUGUAAGCGGCGAGAACGAGAGCAUCCUGAGCUAUCAGAGGCCCGAUGAGGAGGUGGUUCUGGACCAGGGCGGGACUAGCUCUGUGCUCAACAUCCACUAUGAGAAGGAGGAGCUGGAAGGCCACCGGACCCUCUUCGUGGGGGUCCGCAUGCCACGGCAGGGCCACCGCCACCACAAGCCUCACGGCUCCCGGCACCGAAAGAGAGACCGCCGGGCCCCCCAGGCCACGGAGGCCGAGACCACCUCCCACGACACCCCCUCCCAGCGGGUGCAGUUCAUCCUGGGGACGGAGGAGGACGCGGAGCACGAGGCCCACGAGCUGUUCACUGAGCUGGACGAGAUCUGCGUCAAGGAGGGCAAGGACGCCGAGUGGAAGGAGACGGCCAGGUGGCUGAAGUUCGAGGAGGACGUGGAGGACGGGGGUGAGCGCUGGAGUAAGCCGUACGUGGCCACGCUGUCGCUGCACAGCCUGUUCGAGCUGCGCUCCUGCAUCAUCAACGGCAGCGUGCUGCUGGACAUGCACGCCGACAGCAUCGAGGAGAUCGCAGACAUGGUGUUGGACCACCAGGAGACGUCCCACGAGCUGGACGACAGCGUGCGCGUGAGGGUCCGCGAGGCGCUGCUGAAGAGACACCACCACCAGAACGACAAGAAGAAGAACAACCUGAUCCCCAUCGUCCGCUCCCUGGCCGAGGGAUCCCGCAAGCAGUCAGAGACACACCUCAGCGGUUCGUCGGUGUCGGCACAGCCCCCUCCCAGCCACCUGGAGGUGAAGAACGGAGCGGGGCAGGACAGCACGCCGCCGGACCUCAGCAAGGUGGACAUGCACUUCAUGAAGAAGAUCCCCGAGGGCGCGGAGGCCUCCAACGUCCUGGUGGGGGAGCUGGACUUCCUGGAGAACCCGAUCGUGGCCUUCGUCCGCCUGUCCCCCGCGGUCCUCCUCACCGGACUCACUGAGGUCCCCAUCCCCACCAGGUUCCUGUUCAUCCUGCUGGGGCCCGACGGCAAGGCCCAGCAGUACCAUGAGAUAGGGAGGUCCAUGGCCACCAUCAUGACGGAUGAGAUCUUCCACGACGUGGCCUACAAGGCCAAGGACCGCUCAGACCUGCUGGCCGGGAUCGACGAGUUCCUGGACCAGGUGACGGUGCUCCCCCCCGGGGAGUGGGACCCCUCCAUCCGCAUCGAGCCCCCCAAGAACGUCCCCUCUCAGGAGAAGAGGAAGACUCCGGGCGUGUCUAACGGCAGUGCCUGCCCCCUGGAGGAGGAGCUGCAGGCGGAGCACCACGGACCAGAGCUUCAGAGGACCGGGAGGCUGUUUGGCGGGCUGCUGCUGGACAUCAAGAGGAAGGCCCCGUUCUACCUCAGCGACUUCAGGGACGGUCUGAGCCUGCAGUGCGUGGCCUCCUUCCUCUUCCUCUACUGCGCCUGCAUGUCCCCCGUCAUCACCUUCGGGGGGCUGCUGGGGGAGGCCACCGAGGGGCAGAUAAGUGCCAUCGAGUCCCUGCUGGGGGCGUCCAUGACGGGCGUGGCCUACUCGCUGUUCGCCGGCCAGCCCCUCACCAUCCUGGGCAGCACCGGGCCCGUCCUGGUCUUUGAGAAGAUCCUCUUCAAGUUCUGCAAGGACUACGGCCUCUCCUACCUGUCCCUGAGGACGUGCAUCGGCCUGUGGACCGCGCUGCUCUGCCUCCUGCUGGUUGCCACGGACGCCAGCUCGCUGGUCUGCUACAUCACGCGCUUCACCGAGGAGGCCUUCGCCGCCCUCAUCUGCCUCAUCUUCAUCUACGAGGCCCUGGAGAAGCUCAUCCACCUGGGGGAGAUCUACCCCAUCAACACGCACAGCGAGCUGGACAAGCUGACGCUGGCCUACUGUAGGUGUGCAGAGCCAGAUAACCCCAGCAACAACACCUUAGAGCUGUGGGGUCAGAAGAACAUCAGCGCUGCAACCGUGCCCUGGAGCAACCUGACCGUCAAGGAGUGUGUCAGCAUGCAGGGCCAGUUCGUGGGGACGGCGUGCGGCCACAACGGGCCCUACACCCCCGACGUGCUCUUCUGGUCCACCAUCUUGUUCUUCGCCACCUUUUUCAUGUCCGCCUUCCUCAAGCAGUUCAAGACCAGUCGCUACUUCCCCACCAAGGUGCGGUCCAUGAUCAGUGACUUUGCGGUGUUCCUGACCAUCGUGGUGAUGGUGCUGCUGGACUACGUCAUCGGGGUUCCCUCCCAGAAGCUGCAGGUGCCCAGCAAGUUCGAGCCCACCAGGAGCGACCGCGGCUGGCUGAUGAACCCGAUCGGCCGUAACCCGUGGUGGACGGUGCUGGCCGCCGCCAUCCCGGCGCUGCUCUGCACCAUCCUCAUCUUCAUGGACCAGCAGAUCACCGCCGUCAUCAUCAACCGCAAGGAGCACAAGCUGCUGAAGGGCUGCGGCUACCACCUGGACCUGCUGAUGGUGGCCAUCAUGCUGGCCGUGUGCUCCAUCAUGGGCCUGCCGUGGUUCGUGGCGGCCACGGUGCUCUCCAUCUCCCACGUCAACAGCCUGAAGCUGGAGUCGGAGAGCUCCGCCCCCGGGGAGCAGCCGCGCUUCCUGGGCAUCAGGGAGCAGCGCUUCACCGGCCUGCUCAUCUUCCUGCUCAUGGGCUGCUCCGUCUUCAUGACCGGGGCGCUGCAGUUCAUCCCCAUGCCGGUGUUGUACGGCGUGUUCCUCUACAUGGGAGCUUCCUCACUGAAGGGCAUACAGUUCUUCGACCGUCUCCAGCUCUUCGGGAUGCCCGCCAAGCACCAGCCGGACUUCAUCUACCUGCGCCACGUGCCGCUGAGGAAGGUGCACCUGUUCACCCUGACGCAGCUCACCUGUCUGGUGCUGCUGUGGGUCAUCAAGACCUCGCCCGCCGCCAUCGUCUUCCCCAUGAUGGUGCUUGCGCUGGUGUUCAUCCGGAAGCUUCUGGACCUGUGCUUCUCCAAGCGGGAGCUGAGCUACCUGGACGACCUGAUGCCCGAGUGGAAGAAGAAGCGUCUGGACGACGCCUCCAAGAAGAUGGAGGGGGCGGAGCCUGGCGUGCUGCCAGGGGUCAACGAGGAGUCCCUGGUCAUGCUGAGCCCCAAGGGGGACGGCAGCACAGCGGUGGAGGUUCCUCUGGAGAAGGAGAAGACCCCCCAGCCCCCGAGAGCCCACGACCCCCGGCGCGACCCCUCUGAUAUUAAUAUUUCUGACGAAAUGUCGAAAACCACCGUGUGGAAAUCUCUGAGCUCCAACCAGAAGGACCCCCGCCAGGGGCCCGCCAAGAAGGAUUGAGGACAUCGAGUUCAUAGACGAGUGAGGUGUCGGGCAAGGAGCCCAUCUCAGAAGUCUGGACGCAAAGGAUUCUGGGACGUCAACGCACGCCGGCUGGUGUCAGAGGAAAGACGAGGGGACUCUGAGAUUUACUACCAGCUGCACGCACACACACAAACACACACACACACGCACAGACCCCUACGCAUACCCAUACACACACACACACACACACACACACACACACACACACACACACACAAACACGCACAAACACAGAUGCAUACCCAUACAAACACGCACGCAAACGCACACACACAGGGGCAUACAAAUACACAUACGUAUGCACACGGGCGCACACAACGAGAAACUCACACACAUACUCAUCACACACAUUCCAGACACAGACACACAGUUGCAGCCAGACACACAAUAACUGCUACAUAGAAAUUGAUAGCACACACACACACUCACUCAUAUGCACAUCCUGCUAAUACUCCUCCCCCCCCCAGAAGACCAUAUUUCUGAUUGUCUCUCGCCACUCUGGGCAAUACUUAGGGAGUGUGAAUAUUCCGUUAACAUAAACCAGGUUACUUCCGUUGAGUCCAUUUUAUACGUGCCAUGACGUGUUCUCUUAGUGACGGUGGUUUGAUUUCAAUGUUUUGUUCAGUUGGAAACAAAAGAGUAGAUAAUAAGUCCUUUGGCACUCAAAACAAACCUGUGUAUUAGUGUUCUGACGUGUACACUGAUAACUGAACGUCAAAUAGUUCAGUGGAAUCGGUGACUAAUAAUCUGUGUUUCAUGACGUCUAAACAUGUCUCUUUCUGGACCGUGUCUUUGAUACUGAUUGUGUAGAUCUGCUGAAUGUCGUGUGAUGUCCUGUACUCUGUCCCGGUGUAAUGUCCUGUUUCUUUACCUCAGACAUAAGCUACUGAACUCUCCUGCAAGACACUUUGGGUCCCAUCACAGGUCAGGGAAGACCGGAUAUUUAACGUGUGUGUGUGGGCGUGUGUGUGUGUGUGUGGGUGCGUGUGUGUGUGUGUUUGUCUGGAAGCCAUUUCUCUGAAUCUGUACAUUUGUAUGAUAUGCUUGAAUGUAUGCGAGUUGUUUAAACCACUCUGAAUAUUUGCUGAGAUAAACCAAAAAGGACCAUUAGGCAAUAAUUAAUGCUAAUUGAGGCUGAUUUAUCCUAAAUUGUCAAAACACGGUGAACGGUUGGCAACAUUAUAUUAAGACGAAAAAAUAGAGAGAACCAGGAAUAUACAGACCAACCUGAAACAGACAACGGAUGACAGACCCGUGAACUUUGAACUCCUCAUCCAACGCAGACGGAAUGUGCCAAUAAGACAGAAACAAGAUUCAAGCCUUUACAUAUUAUUUGAGAUGUGCCAUUGAUUGAGAUUGGUCACGUUGGAGAUACAGAAUGUUCUGUUUUGUUCAGGAACGCCGGGAAACUUAAAGCUAAGGGAACAGCUGAGGAUUCAUAAAUAAUCGUUUUACUCUACAUUAGUUUGCACUUUCUGUAGAUACAUUAAGAAUAAAUAUGUCUUAUUUUUAACAGAAUACCUACAAUAAUUUAUUAUAAUAAUUUAUUUUUAGAUAGGAGCCUUGAAUGUUACUUUGACCGUCUGUAUAUAACUCAUUGAAGAUAUAAUAAGUCUGAAUAAGCAACAGUUGUAAUAUAGUUGUGCCAAGAAAUGCAAUGGGUUCAGAAUCGCUUCAAUAAGCCAUGAUUGUCUCGUCCGCAAGUCUCCUUAAGUCUCCUUAAGCAGCCUCCGAAGGCUGCUCAGAUACUGGACCGUUCUGUAGAUUAAACAACAUGAUGACAAGCUUGGGCAUAAGGUCCUGCUCCACCUCGACCUAGACCUGGUCCGACCAGACCACCUAGAACUAGACCUGGUCCGACCAGACCACCUAGAACUAGACCUGGUCCGACCAGACCACCUAGUUCUAGGCCCGGCUCCACCCAGACCCUCUGAAUAGACAGUCACCGAGACCUAGACCCUGUGUAGGCCUAGACCCAGACUCUAGACCCUAGUUCUAGGGUCUAGAGUCUAGACCUAGGGUCUGGCUGUGAGAUGGGAUGUUGAGGCACCAUACGCUCAGAGCGACCAAGAGGAAGACGCAAAGGAGCAGGACGGACUCAGACUGUAAAUAAAUGUUUUUGCCGUGGGCGAGAGAGAGAGCAGAACGGAGCCCUGAUCCCACACAUGUCCGUGUUCCAGUGUGUGUUUGGACAUCAACAUGAGGAUAUAGUAAUAUAAACGUAUACGUCUGUCAUCAUAAACACACAUGUCAGCUUCCCUGUUCUGCUGGCGUUACUUUAUAUGUUAAUGGAAGCUCUAAUAACCAUCAAUACUUUGCAUUGUGUUUUUUAAUGAGAUCAAUAAACGAUACGAAACAUGAACCGACCCUGGCCAUCAGGACGAAGCUCUUUGCUCCCAGUAACACCUCUUACCAGUAACAUCUCGGACCAGUAACACGGUGUUCCAUCCUUUGCUGCAACAAGGUCGUAAGAGAGAGGAGAGAGAGACCGGCUCUCAGAGAGUAGGGAGAGACCGGCUCUCAGAGAGGAGAGAGAGACCGGCUCUCAGAGAGUAGAGAGAGUUCAGCCCUCAGAGAGGAGGGAGAGAGAGACCGGCUCUCAGAGAGGAGAGAGAGACCGGCUCUCAGACCCAGAGGAACUUAAGACCUAGAGCCUGGAGGAGAUAUAGAACUGAGUCCAAAGGCCUGUAGAGUCCAGAGGCCUUGUCAACACAAAUGCUGAAUGUUUGUUCAGAGCAGAAACCAUUCUCUGUGUUUUAUAUAUCAGCGAAAAAAAUCUCUAUACAGUAUAUAUAUUCAAUGUAAUUUUUUUGAUUAUGAAAACCAAACCUGAAAUAAACCAUGUCUGAAACGA